Aegilops tauschii subsp. strangulata is the source of this 1894-nucleotide messenger RNA. Its product is annotated as LRR receptor-like serine/threonine-protein kinase SIK1. Lineage: Eukaryota; Viridiplantae; Streptophyta; Magnoliopsida; Poales; Poaceae. The record is from RefSeq and is a predicted model, not a curated record.
CAAACACUAGCUCAGAUCCCCCCAUCUCCUCGCGCCACCGCCCACUCCCGAUCCAGUCCUCCCUCCCACCGCCGACCUCAACCAAGGACGACGGAGAUCCAGUCCUUUCCCUGCGCGGCAACACUUCCUCCCACCCACCGCCGACCUCGCUUUCCUCCUCACCCACCGCCCACCUCGUCCCUCUCCUCACCAUCUCUCCCUACCCUCCGCCCUCUGCCUCCUGCCUCGAACCCCCAGAUCCAAUCCACACAACACCGCCGCCCCCGCACCCCGUACUGUCCACCAUGGCCGCCUCCUCCUCCUCCUCGCUCCGGAUCCCCACACCAACCCACCACCCCGCCGUGGGGGCGUGUCCGCGGCGGCUGCCCUUCCACGUCGUCUCCCCACAGCAGGCGCCGGCACCGGGCGACGGCGACGACGCCAACGGGCCCACCGGCGUGCCCGUGCCCUUCUACCGUGCGGGCAGCUGUUCCGGCGGGGGUCGACGCCGCAGGUGGUGCGCGAGGAGGUGGACGACUUCCUGUGCUCCGAGAGGGGCUGCCGCCGUCGCGUGCUGCCGGAACAAGCAGCAGGGGAGCUUCUGCUUGGCGCAUGCGUCUCCUUCCUUCGGCAGAAGUAGCAGGUGAGGAAGAACCAGCUGCCGACGGGCGAGGGCAUGGGGUACCUGGAGGCCAAGCACCACCUGCUGCUCUUAUAAUGUCGAGAGCCGAUGACGACACGGUGAUGGAGGCGGUGGACUCGGAGGUGUCGGUGACGUGCACGGACAUGGGGCUGGUCCAGAAAGCGUUCCAGGCCCUGCUGUGCACCAAGCGGCACCCCAUUGACCAGCCGAUGAUGCACGAGGUGGCCCGGGUGCUGCUCUCGCUCAUGCAGCUCCUGCCCUCCAGGUCCCAUCCACAUGCAUGCUCCCUCUUCAUCUCAGAUAUUGGAUAGAAGUAGGGAAAAACCAUCCUCCAUAUUGUUUGCUCAUUAUCUGUAUUAUGUGUAGAGAACAAUCAUGGUGUCUAUUUCUGCUUUAUGCCCCACGUUUCACUAAUAACAUGCCCAACUUCCUGCUCUAUAGGAAAUAAGUACAUGAUUGUUUAUCCUCCUGUAUAACAGUUUAAGUUUGUGACCUGAUCUUGUGCUUCUGGUAACUAGUCCAAUUUGCGUACUUUUAAGUGUCUUUUGACAUGGUGGUGCCAAACAAAACUCAUAUGCUUAUGCUGAGCUUACUUUUAAUCUUGUGAACAUGACAAUGUAGAGGAUGUACUGUAGUUCCACUCAUUUUAUUCUCUGUGAUGAGCUUAUUUUUGUAUUGUAGCCACCUUCUUGUUUACUUUGCUGAAUCAGAUCUUGUGUGCUAAUCAUGAGUUACUAGCAUUUGGCUUCUCUAUGGUAAUUAAACCUGAUAAAUCUGUGUACUUCUUUGAGAUACAAAUUCCACAUUGCAUGUUUACGAGGUUCAGUUUCUAUAGAUGUUGCCAAAUAUUGGUGUCAACGUGUCUUUCCUUAGGGGGUGAUUUAAACUGCAUAUGAUCUACUGUAUAUAUUUUUUGUUGUUCAAACAUUGAAAUUCUGGUUCAUUUAACAAACAUCAAAAUGUUGUUGACCCUGUCAUUCUAUGCUUAAAUGAUGAAAAUGUCGCAUUUUGCUUGUUCUAACAUGCUGUUAGAUUUGCUUUUAUUCUGUUCCUAACCAUUUUGUUUGAUAACUUCCAGAUCCUAGCCUUCCUUUGUGUUUUGUCGUGAGGUCUAGGAUGAACAAGUCGGGCUCAUUGGAGAUAGUUAUACUAUGAUAGCUAGUUAUUUUUUUUGUAGUUGUGUUACCUGAUGUGAACUUUUUAUUAUUGUAAACCUGAUGUUAACCAUGGUUCAUUGUAAUAAUGUGCCAAGUUUGGCUCUGUUUGAUUGUA